Xyrauchen texanus (razorback sucker) is the source of this 1254-nucleotide messenger RNA. It is a transcript of the gene psmb3, whose product is annotated as proteasome 20S subunit beta 3. Gene Ontology annotation, cellular component: proteasome core complex; proteasome core complex, beta-subunit complex. The record is from RefSeq and is a predicted model, not a curated record. Lineage: Eukaryota; Metazoa; Chordata; Actinopteri; Cypriniformes; Catostomidae. The coding region runs from base 143 to 760 and encodes 205 amino acids. Gene Ontology annotation, biological process: proteasome-mediated ubiquitin-dependent protein catabolic process. The transcript has 6 exons.
CGUCACUCUAGCAGGACUAGCUGACCAGCGCUUGAAAGAAACUGUGGAGUCACCGUGUGUGACAGGUCUAAAACUAUAUAAUCAGCACAUAUACAUUUACACACGGGUCUUAAUAGCGGUACCUGCUUUCACUUCUUUCAUCAUGUCUAUUAUGUCAUAUAAUGGAGGUGCCGUCAUGGCGAUGCGUGGAAAGGACUGUGUGGCAAUAGCAUCAGACCGGAGGUUUGGUAUCCAAGCACAGCUGGUUACCACCGACUUUCAGAAAAUUUUCCCCAUGGGAGACAGACUCUACAUUGGGCUGGCAGGCCUGGCCACAGAUGUACAGACCGUAUCUCAAAGGCUGAAGUUCCGCUUGAACCUGUAUGAGCUGAAGGAAGGUCGGCAGAUCAAGCCAAAGACCUUCAUGAGCAUGGUGUCCAACCUUCUGUACGAGAGGAGGUUUGGGCCUUACUACAUUGAGCCUGUGAUUGCUGGUUUGGACCCAAAGACCUCUGAACCCUUCAUCUGCUCCCUUGAUCUUAUUGGAUGCCCAAUGGUAACAGAAGAUUUUGUUGUUAGCGGGACUUGCUCAGAGCAGAUGUACGGUAUGUGUGAGUCGCUAUGGGAACCUGACAUGGAACCAGAUGAUUUGUUCGAGACCAUCUCGCAGGCCAUGCUGAAUGCCGUUGACAGAGAUGCAGUGUCUGGAAUGGGAGUCGUUGUUCAUGUUAUUGAGAAGGAUAAGAUCACCACACGCACCCUAAAGGCCAGAAUGGACUAGAGAAAACAACAGAAUGUCUUCUACAACCUCCUUUUUUUACUGAAAUAGAAUUUGCCUCUUGUCCCAUUUGAUAUCAUUAAGAUUGAGUAGUUCAAUAAAAGUUUCUGACAAUUACUUGUCCUUUCUAGUUUUUGGAAGGAGAUGUUUGUACAAGAUUAUUUGUGUGGCAUAAUUCCAUGAGAUUUUGAAGUUUUAGGAAGGUUGAGGUCAUUCAUUUCAAAUUAUUGGAAUGGAUUUUCCAAGUAAAUGGGUAUUGUAAAAUUGCUUUUAGUCAGCAUAAAUAAUGCCAAUCAAUGGCAAAAAAAUAAGCCUCUAAAACUAACAGCAUUGUUUGUUGCAAUGCAUUGUGGCAACGCACAAAUCAGGGACAUUGUUCAAUACAAUAUUGUUUGUUCAGACAACUCUGGGCUAGUUAGGGCUACAUUUGGGUAAAUAUUGUUGUUUGUUGAUGCAAAGUAAUUCACCUUUCAUAGUAUCAGUGACAAAAAAAAAUA